UCUUCUUUAUCAUUUCUCUAAUAUCAAUUUACGUAUUCGUUGAUUUUUCUUGGUCCGUUUGGUUGGCGAGAAACGCUGCAAAAGUUGGAAACAGAUUGGUUUUGGAUUUCAAAAGGCUAGGGAUUUUUUUCUGUUUGUUUUAUUUUCGUCUGCUUCCUCGCCAACCGAUAGAGGAUUAGGGUUUUGAGAUUGAAAUACCUCCUCCGGGCUGAGCUUCCCUGUUCCUUGUUUCUUUUUAGAUUUGUCUGUCUGAUCGUACUGGAUUUAGGGUUUUGUUUUUCUUCGUAUGUCUAUGGAGUGAUUGAUAGAUAGAGUUAAGUGAAGGAUUAUUCAUUGUUGGAGUUAUUUAAAAUGACGGAGCCUUCCAAAGUCAUUCAUGUUCGUAAUGUGGGGCAUGAAAUAUCAGAGAAUGAUUUGCUUCAGCUGUUCCAGCCAUUUGGCGUCAUUACUAAGCUUGUGAUGCUUCGUGCAAAAAAUCAGGCUCUCCUCCAAAUGCAAGAUGUUCCCUCAGCUGCCAAUGCAAUGCAAUUCUACACGAAUGUUCAGCCAAGCAUAAGGGGGAGGAACGUCUAUGUUCAGUUCUCAUCACAUCAAGAACUAACAACAGUGGAUCAGAAUGCUCAAGGACGAGGAGAUGAGCCUAAUCGAAUUCUCUUAGUUACAAUUCAUCACCUGCUAUACCCUAUAACAGUGGAGGUGCUGCAUCAAGUGUUUUCUCCUCAUGGUUUUGUGGAGAAGAUUGUCACGUUUCAGAAGUCAGCUGGUUUUCAAGCCCUUAUCCAGUAUCAAUCACGCCAGAGUGCAGUUGCAGCAAGGAAUUCUCUUCAGGGACGCAAUAUUUAUGAUGGUUGCUGUCAGCUUGACAUUCAAUUUUCAAACCUUGAUGAGUUACAAGUGAACUACAAUAAUGAGCGCUCUAGGGACUUCACAAAUCCAUCUCUGCCUUCAGAGCAGAAAGGCAGAUCUUCACAGUCUGGUUAUGGUGAUGCAGGAGGUAUGUAUGCCCUUCAACCAGGAGCCAGGGCAGUUGGAUUUCCACAGAUGCCCAAUGCGUCUGCCAUUGCUGCUGCCUUUGGAGGAGGUUUGCCCCCUGGAAUUAGUGGGACAAAUGACAGGUGUACUGUCCUUGUCUCUAAUCUAAAUCCUGAUAGAAUAGAUGAAGAUAAGCUUUUCAACCUGUUCUCCAUCUAUGGAAACAUUGUCAGAAUUAAGCUGCUCCGCAAUAAGCCAGAUCAUGCACUAGUCCAAAUGGGUGAUGGCUUCCAGGCUGAGUUGGCAGUACAUUUUCUGAAGGGAGCCAUGCUAUUUGGAAAGAGAUUGGAGGUGAACUUCUCGAAGUAUUCAAACAUAACUACAGGUGCUGAUACACACGAGUAUAUGAACUCAAGUCUUAACCGCUUCAACCGUAAUGCUGCAAAGAAUUACCGCUACUGCUGUUCCCCUACAAAGAUGAUCCAUGUGUCCACUCUUAACCAGGACAUCACGGAGGAGGAGAUUGUGUCUCACCUGGAGGAACAUGGCACCAUUGUCAACACCAAGCUCUUUGAGAUGAAUGGGAAGAAGCAGGCUCUGGUGAUGUUUGAAAAUGAGGAGCAGGCAACUGAAGCUCUUGUGUGCAAGCAUGCCACCCCCCUUGGUGGAUUAGCAAUCCGCAUUUCCUUUUCCCAGUUGCAGGGUAUAUAGGAAAGCCCUCACCAUAAAGGGGUCGUGGGGGUUAAGGGCUAAUAAACGUGAAGGAUAUUUAUGUGCGGAUUACAUCUUCUAUAACUUUCUCUUUCUUUUUCUUGUAUUUGUGAUUUAAUUGCUUUUGUAGUGGUGGAAUGCUCAGUUGGUUUUGUAUUAAUAUAACAUUUGCUCUCACCCUAGUUUCUCUAGGGUUUUCCAAUGCUAGGACUUAGGAGCAAUCUCUGUUGUAGGCAGAUAUGCUGGGCUUUUGAAAAGUACCAGGGAAAUAUGUGUAAUAUUCCCUUACGCGUGAGCCUGAGGGAUCUCUUCCUUUUCCGCCUUCUUUUUCUGUAUAGUUUUUACUUUUCCCAAUUGAGGCUUAUAUUUUUUAUUGUAUCCAAAUUGGUUAUGGCCGACUGAUUGAUGAGUGUUCCAAGGUUACUUUGUUCUUAUUA
Messenger RNA from Vitis riparia (riverbank grape), 2120 nucleotides. RefSeq names its product polypyrimidine tract-binding protein homolog 3. Gene Ontology annotation, molecular function: mRNA binding. The coding region runs from base 352 to 1683 and encodes 443 amino acids. The transcript is spliced from 15 exons. The record is from RefSeq and is a predicted model, not a curated record. Lineage: Eukaryota; Viridiplantae; Streptophyta; Magnoliopsida; Vitales; Vitaceae. Gene Ontology annotation, biological process: mRNA processing; regulation of RNA splicing. Gene Ontology annotation, cellular component: nucleus.